CUGAGAGCUGAAGGACGAACAGAUGAUCGUGUAUGUGCGGUAUAACCUGGGGGCCCGGUGUGGCCGUGGAGCUGCAGGAGGAGUCGAGCGUAGCCGAGCUGAAGGAGGUGGUGGGGAGUCAGCAGGGGGUCCGACCGGAGCAGCUCAGGGUUCUGUUCGCUGGGAGGGAGCUACGGAGCACCGCCACGCUGCAGGGUUGUGACCUCCCAGAGCAGAGUACCGUGCAUGUGGUCCUCCCUCCAUCAGGUUCCUCCUCCUGCCAGCUGCUCCUCCUGCAGGAGCGCCUGGAGGAGGAGCAGGACAGUCUGACCAGGCUGGACCUCAGCUCCUCGCGCCUCCCCUCCACCGCCUCCGGCCUGGCAGUGAUCCUGGAGGGGAACAGUGGAGGAGGAGCAGAGGAAGAGACGGAGGAGGUGACAGAGGAGGUGACGGAGGAGGUGUUGGAGGAGGCGCGUACAGGACGUCCCUGCAGCACUUUCUUUGUGUUCUGUAAGAACUGUCGGUCGGUUCAGCCGGGAAAACUGAGAGUCCGCUGCAGGAGAUGCAAACAGACGACACUCACACUCAGCAGGGGUCCGUCCUGUUGGGAUGAUGUUCUCCUCCCCGGUCGUAUCCAUGGCAUCUGUCAGUCAGAAGGUUGUCACGGCAACCAAGCGGAGUUUUAUAUGAAGUGUGCGUCCCAUCCAACCUCAGAGGACGACCUCUCUGUGGCCCUCGACCUCAUCUUGACCAACAUCAGAGACGUCCCCUGCAUCGCCUGCACUGACGUCAUGGACGUGGUCCUGGUCUUCCAGUGUCUGGAGCGUCAUGUGAUUUGUCUCGACUGUUUCCGUCGUUACUCUCAGACCCGACUGGACGAGAGACAGUUCGUUUACCAUCCUGUGAUUGGCUACUCACUGCCGUGUGCAGCUGGCUGCACAGACUCUCUCAUUAAAGAGUUGCAUCAUUUCCACAUUUUAGGAGACGACCAGUAUGGGCGGUACCUGCAGUUCGGGGCGGAGCAGUGCCUGUUGGGGAUUGGAGGAGUGAUGUGUCCGUCACCCGGCUGUGGGGCGGGGCUUCUGCCCCCUGACGGCAGCAGCAGGGUGGAGUGUGACAGACAGCUGGGCUGCGGCUUGGUCUUCUGCAGGGCGUGCAGGGAGGAGUACCAUGACGGAGCCUGUCGCACCGCACUGACUCCGCCCACAGGUGGAGCAUCACAGGGUUUUGUGGUGGAGGAGGAGGCGUCCCUCAGAGGGAGGUGGGAUCGAGCCUCUCAGCUUCUCAUUGAGGAGUCGACUAAACGCUGUCCUGAGUGUUCAGUUCCUGUGGAGAAAAACGGCGGCUGUAUGCACAUGCAGUGUCCUCUGUGUAAGGCAGAGUGGUGCUGGCUCUGCAGAGUUCCCUGGAACAGAGAGUGUAUGGGAGACCACUGGUUCGCCUGAAGAUACACACACACACACACACACACACACACACACACACACGCUGGAUGAAGACUUCAGAUCUGAACUGUCAAUAAAGACAAAAAUGCACAAAAUAAAUGUAUUUAUAAUAAAAAAUAAAAAAAAGA
Molecule: messenger RNA, 1552 nt
Organism: Scomber japonicus (chub mackerel)
Lineage: Eukaryota; Metazoa; Chordata; Actinopteri; Scombriformes; Scombridae
Gene: prkn
Product: parkin RBR E3 ubiquitin protein ligase
Biological process (GO): negative regulation of protein phosphorylation; regulation of cellular response to oxidative stress; regulation of mitochondrion organization
Cellular component (GO): Golgi apparatus; mitochondrion; ubiquitin ligase complex
Molecular function (GO): ubiquitin conjugating enzyme binding; zinc ion binding; ubiquitin protein ligase activity
Source: RefSeq, a predicted model, not a curated record